UGUAUAUCCAUCCAACGGCGAGGAAGUCCUCUCCGUCCUCCUCGAAGUCGGCGGGCCCUCUGCGGACUUUAUAUAUAGUCGGGUAUGCAGCUCAUUUCCCUUGUGAAUCCAGAAGGGCGAGGAAAUAGCUCAUCUCCGUCCUCCUCUUGCAGCGAGACCCGAAUCUUGGAAGCACGUUCUUGAUCGACACGAUUCUAUAUCUCUCGAUUUCUAGACGUUCUAGGGUUUCAUCUCUGAUCUAAGAUCCCAAUCUCCUCGCCGCCAUGGGCUACGAGAACGAUCCUUAUAUGGAUGAAAAUGGAGAGCCCUUGAUGGAUCCCGACAUGCCGUCCGACCGGGAGCCCUCGCUGGAGCCGAUGGUUCCGAUCGAUGAUGACGACGAUGGCGACUGGCGCCGGGAGCGAUCGCCGACGCCGGUGCUGGACUCCGCGGUGGAGGGCAAGGACGGCAAACCGCGGAAGAGGCUGGUGAAGAAGAGCGCCAUGGAGAGCUCGCCGGAUCGGGGAUGGAGCCCUGCGGCGGCAGGUUUGGAGGACUGGGAGGAGGAGACGUUGGAGAAGAAGAGGAAGAAACCCCUGUCCUUGAAGGAGGGGAAGGGUGGCAGCGGUGGGAAGGAGAAGAAGAGGAAAUCCUCUUCUUCCGAGGUCGAGCAGUCGGCAGGGAAGGGGUUCAAGUCGGGAUCGAAGGGUUACCAGGGCGGGUCGAACGAUCAAGCUGGUGAUCCAGAGAUGAAGGAGUUGUGGGACACCAUAGCAGGGGCCGAUUCCGAGGAUGACCAAGAGGGAAUGAGAACAGUGGAUGACGAUAACUUUAUUGAUGAUAGUGGUGUUGAUCCUGCUGAUCGCUUUGGCAGCGAUAAUGAGGCUGGUUCAGCUGGUGAUGCUCCUCAGGCUGAACAGGGUGAAGACGAUGACGAAAUUAGUAGACUCUUCAAGGGGGGUAAGAAAAAGAAGAAAAAUGAAAAAUCACCUGCCGAACUUGCUAUGAUAGUUGAACAUCUUAUGGCUGAGCUAGAAGUUACGGCUGAAGAAGAUGCUGAGCUAAACAGGCAAAAUAAACCGGCUGUCAACAAACUGAAGAAGUUGCCACUGCUUGUAGAUGUCCUUUCUAAGAAGAAGCUUCAGCAAGAAUUCUUAGAUCAUGGAGUGUUAACUCUUCUGAAAAAUUGGCUUGAACCUCUUCCUGAUGGAAGUUUGCCCAAUAUGAAUAUCCGAACUGCUGUACUUAAAAUACUUGCUGAUUUUCCCAUUGAUUUAGAGCAAUAUGAUAGGAGAGAACAACUAAAGAAGAGUGGUCUUGGAAAGGUGAUUAUGUUUUUGUCAAAGUCUGAUGAGGAAACCACAUCAAACAGAAAACUUGCUAAGGAAUUGGUUGAUAAAUGGAGUCGACCCAUAUUUAAUAAGAGCACUAGAUUUGAGGAUAUGAGGAGUUUUGAUGAUGAGAGAAUUCCUUACAGAAGGCCAUCUUCUCAGAAGCCAGUGAAUAAAGCCACAGGGUUGGAAUCUCGGGAUGAUGAUCUUGAUUUGGCUGAAUAUUCACAAGGACGAAAAUCUGGGCAGGCUGCUUCUAGGCAACAUGCUUCUAGGCCAGAAGCGAUGCCUUUGGAUUUUGUUGUGCGUCCCCAAUCUAAAGUAGAUCCAGAAGAAGUCAGAGCACGAGCGAAACAAUCUGCACAAAAUCAGCAACGGCUGAAGAUGAAUAAGAAGUUGCAGCAGCUAAAAGCACCAAAAAGGAAGCAGCUUCAGGCAUCAAAAGUCUGCGUUGAGGGCCGUGGCAUGGUCAAGUACAUGUGAUCAGCAACUCCUGGUUAAUUAUGGGCAACAAGAUUUUGCGGCCCAUCCAGAUUCGAGUUUAAUCAUCAGGUUCUCUUGGAAGGUGAUUGGUUGUGUGGGUGCAUCCUUCUUUUUCCUUUCCUGUAACGGUGGAUUCUUUGCGAGACAGCGGAAGGCGCGGCGGCACUCUGUGGUUAUACUGUUUCAAGAGCGAAUGUAUGGUGAUCAUGUUCCAUGGUCUACUCCAGACAAUUCCUUUCUAAUACGGAUCAUGAUGAUUCAAAUAUAAUGCGGCCCCUUUUAUGUUUGCUUUAUUGUAUUGGGGGUGCCUGAAAUAACAAGAAGCUUUGUUAAGAUGCAGAGAUAUUCUUAUUUGCACUUUCUUUGUGACACAAAAUAGUCCCACAAUUGUUGUCUGCCCCUUUUA
This is a messenger RNA of Phoenix dactylifera (date palm), 2199 nucleotides long. RefSeq names its product protein IWS1 homolog 1-like. Gene Ontology annotation, biological process: regulation of DNA-templated transcription elongation; brassinosteroid mediated signaling pathway. The record is from RefSeq and is a predicted model, not a curated record. NCBI's taxonomy places the organism in Eukaryota, Viridiplantae, Streptophyta, Magnoliopsida, Arecales, Arecaceae.